Messenger RNA from Scylla paramamosain (green mud crab), 2220 nucleotides. RefSeq names its product putative neural-cadherin 2. The transcript is spliced from 15 exons. Gene Ontology annotation, molecular function: calcium ion binding. The coding region runs from base 1 to 2220 and encodes 739 amino acids. The record is from RefSeq and is a predicted model, not a curated record. Lineage: Eukaryota; Metazoa; Arthropoda; Malacostraca; Decapoda; Portunidae.
AUGUGGGUGUGGUUCCCUGCCGUGAACCCUCCACUAUCACGCCAGUCACUGUGGCGGAGGAAAGGUGCGUGGGCGGCUGUUGGGUGCCUCAAUACUUCCUCAGGCACUAGACACUUUCAAGGCACCGGAGGCAGGCAUGAGGGGAGUACUGGUCCUGCACCAGAUGGGUCUUGGGCGUGGGUGCCACCUAUCCCACCCUGUGCUGAGGUGCAUGUGAGCUUAGAAGUAUUGAGCACAGUGAGAGCAGCUGCACUGCUUUACUCCGGACCAGACCAGGACACUGAACCAGGCAGCCGUGACCUGCUGCUGCUGGAGCUGCGGCAGGGACAGCCAGUGCUGCUGCUGGACCUGGGUGACGGCCCCGUAACCCUCGCCCUCAAUUCCUCCUCCUCCCUGGCUGACAACACAUGGCACAGGAUAGACCUCAUCUGGAAGGACGAGAUGGUGGAAAUGAUUGUGGACUUGUGCGUGGGUGACAGCUGGGAUGAGCUGCCAAUGCCUUCUCUCACUCAGAACCACACACUAACCCCUCCCCUUCCUGAUGUCCACACGUGUCGGGGCACUGCCAGACUACCGCAUAAUGCCCGUGUCCUCAACACCAGGGGGGUGCUUCAGCUGGUGGACCUGGGUGACAGGGUCCUCAGCAGGGCAAGCAGUCCAGGAUGUUCUGCCACAGAAUGCCACACUGACCACCUCCAAUGUGGCAUCCAUGGCAGGUGCCAAGGGUCGCCUAGUUCACUGUGGUGUGAGUGCCAUCCAGGAUGGAGUGGCCCAGGCUGUGCCUUGCCGACCACACCAGCCACCUUCUUCCCCAAUAGCUAUGUCAAGGUGGCCCUCUCCUUCUCACCAUUGGCCUACACCACCUCUAUCUCCCUCAGGUUUCGCACUCUGAAGAGUAGAGGUGAGCUGGUGGUGCUAUCCUCACAGCACGGGCGGGACACCUGGUCUGUACAGCUGGUGGGAGGGCACCUGUGUGCAGUGCUGCACCUACAAUCCAGAACCACGACCACUCUGUGCCUCUCACGAGUCUCCGUCACUGAUGGUCACUGGCACUCCCUCACUGCCACCAGGUACGGCUCAUCAACCUUCCUGGAAGUGGAUGAUGGGGACGGCGACCUGUACAAUGCCUCGCUGGUGCUGGAGGGAGAGCAGCUGCUGGAUGUGGACAAGCAGGAAGGCAUCCGUGUGGGUGGGUCUCCAUACUAUCAAGAGAAAGGAGUCCUUAAGAUCCACAAUGACUACUUUGAUGGCUGCAUUGAUGACCUGCGCAUCUCGGGCCUUAGUGCACCACUACCGCCAGCUGUCAACAGCACAUCCUGGGGCCAGGCGAGCGUCUUCAAGGGUGUGGAGCAAGGCUGCAUUGCACCAUCAGCUUGCACCAAUGUUUCUUGUAGACCUCCACUCUCUUGCAUUGAUACUUGGAGGUCCUACCAGUGUGGGUGUGGUGAGGGCCGUGUGCUGAGCCGGAGUCGUGUAACAUGUGAAGAUGAGGAUGAGUGUGCAUGGCAACCAUGUCUCAGUGGAGGCUCCUGCUUCAACACUCAGCCAGGCUACGUGUGCUCCUGCCCGGCGGGGUUCAGUGGACAGCACUGCCAGCUGCCUGAGGUGGGCCAGACCUCCCUCAAGCUACCCAUGGGUGUCCUGGUCACCAUCGUUGUUUGGUGCAUCUUCCUCAUCUUACUUGUGUGUGCAUUCCUGCUCCACCAACACCACCGCCGUGCUGCUCUGCGCAGGGGCAUGGCUGAUGCCAAGGAUAAUGCCAUGGACUGUAAGGGCCACGUGGCACCACCAUGCAGCCACACACCCAACUUGCUGGAAAUGCAGCUGCUGAAGCCACCCAGAGCCAAUGGGCAGCCUGCCUGGACCAGGAACCCCAACAUUGCAGAUGUAGAUGUGCUGCAGGUGGAUGCUCUGACUCCAGAAAGUGCUGGGGAGGAGCUGGAUGAGGACAGCAGACGAGUCUCCCCACCACCAUCACGGGGCAGCAGCUAUCAGGGCAUGUCAAGCAGGAGGACGAGUAAGGGAGGGCCUGGCAGCACCCCUCCAGCAGGAGAUGAUCUAAGAAAUUAUGCUUAUGAAGAACACUGCAUCCACGGAGACCAGCACCAGCAUGUAAGGAAGGACCUUACUGGACACACCACCUCUGACCACAUCUUAUCAUUUAGGGUAGUGAACAUGGGCCAAAUUUCUCAUCAGCUCCAGAUGAUCACUAAGGACUGA